UACUAAUCCAUGUAAUACCUGAACAUAUUUUGCAAGACAGAAAAGAAAAACAAGUGGUGAUUGAAGAGAAUGUUUAUGAUUUUUUCCCCUACAUUUACAAAAAGCUGUGAGGAUAUAUAUCUUGAAGUGAUGGUUUAUGGCUGUCUUCUAGGGAAGCAACAUCUGCCUUCAGUUCACACACUGAAACAGAUCCUACUCCAAUAAAACAUUAUAAAGGAUCAUGGAUGAUUAGCCCCACAUUUUGAUACUGACCUAAGUGGAAGCGCACCAGCUGGCCGUGUCUAUCACUGCAGUCAAGUCGAAGAAUUCCUGAUUAUACUUAGAACCUACAGAGUCAGUGGCGGAGAAGAAACUUUGCAAUGAUCCAUGCUUUGAAAUGAAACAGCAAAGGAAUAUGCCUGUUUUGGAUUAAAGACUCCCCUCUGGAGUAAUCAUGAAAAAUUCGCUCAACAUUCCACUUGUACAUAUCUUCACCCUGGCAGCCUUCGGCUUGGCUGAGAAACUCCCCAAAGCACCCAGUAUCACUACUGCUCUAGAAACAGUAGAUGCUCUGGUUGAGGAGUUAGCCACUUUUGUGUGUGUGGUAGAGGCUUAUCCCCAGGCAGAAGUUACCUGGACUCGUAAUAACAUUCCUAUCAGGCCCUUUGACAUGCGAUAUAGCAUACGUGAAAAUGGGCAGCUUCUUACCAUUUUGAGUGUGGAGGACAACGAUGAUGGGGUGUACUGCUGCAUUGCAAACAAUGGAGUAGGGGUACCAGCUGAAAGCUGUGGGGCACUGCAGGUGAAAAUGAGACCCAGAAUAAUUCGUCCACCUUCCAAUGUAAAGAUAAUCGAAGGCUUAAAGGCAGUUUUCCCAUGUACUACUAUGGGGAAUCCCAAGCCUUCUGUGUCAUGGAUUAAAGGAGAAAAUGUUAUAAAGGAAAAUGCUCGGAUUGCCAUUCUUGAAUCAGGCAGUUUACGAAUUCAUAAUGUUCAAAGGGAAGAUGCUGGUCACUAUCGAUGUGUGGCAAAGAACAGCCUUGGAACAGCCUAUUCAAAACCUGCAGUUCUGGAAGUGGAAGUUUUUGCCCGAAUUUUGAAAGCUCCUGAAUCUUAUAAUGUCAGCUUUGGCUCUGUGGUAACACUGCGGUGUGCAGCGGCAGGCAUUCCAACUCCUACCGUAACCUGGCUUGAAAAUGGAAAAGCUGUCUCAGUGGGCUCCAUAGUGGAAACAGUAAAUGACAGAAUGAUUGAUUCUAGGCUGCAAGUUUAUGUCACUCGACCUGGCCUGUUCACCUGUGUAGCCACCAACAAGCACAGUGAGACAUACAGCACUGCAAAAGCUGCGGCCACUAUCAAUGUAUCAGAGUGGAGACUCUUCAAGGGCGACACAGGCUACUGCAGCACCUACCGAGGAGAGGCAUGCAGUGCUCAUUACAACAACGGAGAUUUGCCCAGUUGUUUUCUUCAAGCGCCCUACCCCUCACGGGGGGGGGACCCAGAAGGAACCAAGAGCUGUAAUUGCUUAAGCACAGCAUGGACUGAAUUGAAAACAAUGAGUCCUUUCUGCCGCCCUGCUGCUGAGUUGCUCUUGUGUCACUACAUCUUCCAGGAGUGCAAUCCUUCCAGGAUUGGACCUGCUCCAAAACCUGUUUGCAGAGAGCAUUGCCUUGCUGUAAAGGAUCUCUACUGCUUUAAGGAAUGGCUUUUGAUGGAAGAAAAUGCCCGCAAGGGGAUCUACAAACCAGGACUGAUGCUGCUUACCCUGCCAGAGUGCAACAGACUUCCCAGCGUGCACCAGGACCCCAAGGCCUGCACGAAGAUCCCACAUUUUAACCUCAAAAAGGAAGAUAUAACCAGUAAGUAGCCACAUCUUGUAUUUGUAUCACAUUUUCUAUGUUGAGAUGGAGACUGAAACUCAAACCUUGUGCAUGAGAUCCUUGGGUUUAAUUUUUAAUAGUGGCAUU
Molecule: messenger RNA, 1946 nt
Organism: Sphaerodactylus townsendi
Lineage: Eukaryota; Metazoa; Chordata; Lepidosauria; Squamata; Sphaerodactylidae
Product: muscle, skeletal receptor tyrosine protein kinase-like
Exons: 13
Coding region: 434-1846 (470 amino acids)
Biological process (GO): synapse organization; homophilic cell-cell adhesion
Cellular component (GO): plasma membrane; neuronal cell body; axon
Molecular function (GO): axon guidance receptor activity; protein binding
Source: RefSeq, a predicted model, not a curated record